UGAACAAGAAUAGGAAGAAUAACCAGGGAAAGCGACACGGUAUAUACACACUAACUGCCAAAUUAGGGCUUUCUGCUUGCAAUUACAGCUCUUUCGACUUGUCUUCUGAUUUUAACUCUUUUAUCGGGGUUUUAAGUGGUCAAUCUGAUUGCAAUGCUAGAGAAGUUGACUAUGGCGAAUGUGUGAUGGAGAACUUGCAACUCCCCAUUUUGGUUUCUUUUCUACUUGCAUUCCAGAUAUGUGAUGAUUAGAUUGUUUUGAGAAUCCAAUGAAGCUUAAUUGCUGAGUUGGGUUGGCAGUAAAGAUGAAACAUAGUACAAGAAAGAGAGAGGGGUUUGGUGGGGUAUAGCAUAUAUAUUGACCAUUGACAAGGUAAUGAUCAAUGAGUGAAUGAAUGUAUAUUGUUUAGCCAUUAGCGUGAUGUGGAUUAAAUUGGGGAUGACAAAGCGUAACCGGCGGCUUGAAUGGACAGUUCUGAUAGAAAAAGCCAUUUUGGUGUGGUGUUCUGUGCAAAAUUAGCUCAAAGAGUUGCCAUAUUUAAACCAAAGGUGGCGCCAAAUUUUCAAACUUUGUGCUUCUCUGUCUCAAGCACCUGAAUGGUCAGUUGAGUAUCCCAAAACCAUCUCUCUCCGGCCACUUGUCGCCCUCUUCAAUCCAUUUGCCACACCCUAUUCAAUUCCUCAUUCGUCUCUUCUAUUUUUCUCUUUCAUGGCCUUUUCUCUCUCUUCACCGACCCCUCUGCAAUUUCUCGACGCGUUCUCUUGCUUUUUCAACACCUGGGCUCCUUCUAGUGGCUGCAACUUCUACUCCAUGACUAUUUCUCACCAGAAAAUGAGAACAACCCAUAUUUACAACAAUAUAGAAAUAGAGUUCUCUCUGAUCAACAACACCCCGCCCCACAUCCACCCACCCCUAAAGGGCCAUUGUCACUAACUCACUCUCCAAUUUGUGUUCAUUUUUGGUACAUGGAGAACCUUUUUUCACCCUUAUCCACAAAUAUCACUUCCAACACCACCACCAUUACCACCAAUGCUACCAAACCAAAUAUGAGUUUUUCUCAAAAUUCCCCAUUGUCCUCUAUCUGUGGACCACUGAACUACCCGUCAACGUCUUCUACUUCAUCUCCACCAGAUCACAGCAUUCCACCACCUUUUCAAACCCAAGUCCACACUAGCCAGUUCUCUCCUUUCUAUCCUUUCUGGUUCUUACAAAAUGGGAUUGAAAUUCAAAGAUCAUACCUUUUGCAGCCAAAUGGGUUUUCAAUAGACCAAGAAAGGAGAGUUCUUGAUGCAUAUAAGACCAAGGUUGCUAGAAGCAAGAGAAAACUAGCACGCCAAAGAAGCCUCAUCAAGAAUUCUUCUUCUGGUGUUAAUUCAGCUCAGAUGGAUAUAAAGAAACCAGCUUUCAAUGGUGCUAGUACCAAUGUGCAAGAUAGCCAAGGCAACAUCAACAAAGAUCUCUAUACAUUCUGCACACUAGAUAAUAAGAAACUGAGGGUGUUGCUAACGAAGGAGUUGAAGAACAGUGAUGUUGGGUCUCUUGGGAGGAUCGUACUUCCAAAGAGAGACACAGAGGAAAAUCUUCCUAUCCUCUCUGAAAAAGAAGGCAUCCAAGUUGUUCUCAUAGAUGUAAACACUAACCAAGAAUGGAGCUUGAAGUUCAAGUAUUGGUCUAACAACAAAAGCAGAAUGUAUGUUCUUGAAAACACAGGAGAUUUUGUAAAGCAAAAUGGGAUGGAGAGUGGAGAUUCCCUUACACUUUACGAAGAUGAGAGCAAGAAUCUCUAUUUCUCUAUCAAGAAAGUGGAAACACAAGAAGCUGAGCCUUUUACAAACCAAAGCUACCUGUACAUACCUAAUGCAUGCCAUGCUAGAGAUGAAGAAGAAGCAUCUUUUGCAUUACUUAUGGAGCAGCUUAAACAUAAAGAACAACAAGAAGAGGAAGCUAAUAGUCUCGUCACAUUGUCUAUGGAUAUUGGUUCUUCUUAUAGACACAAAGAGGAAGAAAAGAAUGGUCGUUUUUUCAACAAUGUCACUAGCAUCGGACGAACUUCAAGUUCAGCUCAAAGUAUGGAUGAUCACUUCAUUCUUGAUGACUGCUAUAAUGGCCUUGAUAUUCUUCCUGAUGUCAAUAGGUAUAAUUUUCAAUAUGAUUAGGUUUUGAAUCGGAAGCUAUCAAGUUAAGUUUAUGACAUCAAAAUGGAGGAAAUAAAUGUCUUGAUGGUGCAGCUUCAAAGUUAACAAACAUGUUUAGUUCUAUACUGAUAAUAGACACCUGAUUGUUUAUGAACAGGGAUUUUUUUCUUUUUC
Molecule: messenger RNA, 2309 nt
Organism: Jatropha curcas
Lineage: Eukaryota; Viridiplantae; Streptophyta; Magnoliopsida; Malpighiales; Euphorbiaceae
Gene: LEC2
Product: AP2/B3-like transcriptional factor family protein
Molecular function (GO): DNA binding; DNA-binding transcription factor activity
Source: RefSeq, a predicted model, not a curated record